AUGCCCGUCCAGUUCCCGCACCUCUUCACAGGCGGCCGCCGGCCCUGGACCCGCAUUCUGCUGUACGGGCCGCCGGGCACGGGCAAGGCCAUGUCGGAGCUGUUCGCCCAGGCGGGCCGGCUGCCGGGCCGUGCCGUGGUGUUCGUCGACGAACUGGACGGGCUGUGUCGCGUGCGCUCGGGCCGCGAGGAGGAGCACACGCGCCGACUCAAGACGCACCUGCUCGCUGCCCAGAGACGGCUGAUCGAGCUGCACCUGGCCGGCACGGCCACCAGCCUGACGGAGUCCGACUGGCGCGAGCUGCUGUCCGCCACCGACGGCCUCUCCGGCUCAGACCUGGCCGAGCUAACGCAGCACGCGCUCUAUCAGCCCGUGCGCGAACUGGAGGCGGCGCACAGCUGGCGCCGUCUUGGCGACGGUGAGGCGACGGACGCCGCCGCGCCAGUGCCGCCGGCUCGCCGGCGUGUAGGCGCGAUCGGUCCCGGUGCGCGCUCGGCGCCCGGCUGA
Messenger RNA from Pollicipes pollicipes, 507 nucleotides. RefSeq names its product vacuolar protein sorting-associated protein 4B-like. Lineage: Eukaryota; Metazoa; Arthropoda; Thecostraca; Pollicipedomorpha; Pollicipedidae. Gene Ontology annotation, molecular function: ATP hydrolysis activity. Bases 1 to 507 code for a protein of 168 amino acids. Gene Ontology annotation, biological process: endosomal transport; vacuole organization. The record is from RefSeq and is a predicted model, not a curated record. The transcript has 4 exons.